Messenger RNA from Pristis pectinata (smalltooth sawfish), 3342 nucleotides. It is a transcript of the gene hormad1, whose product is annotated as HORMA domain containing 1. Bases 1 to 1212 code for a protein of 403 amino acids. The record is from RefSeq and is a predicted model, not a curated record. Lineage: Eukaryota; Metazoa; Chordata; Chondrichthyes; Rhinopristiformes; Pristidae. The transcript is spliced from 14 exons.
AUGUCAGUUGCCCAGAUGAAUAAGAAUGCUAUGAGUGCAGCCAUGUUCCCCAGCAAGGUGACCACGGAGCAUCAGUCACUUGUCCUGGUGAAGCGUCUGCUGGCGGUGGCAAUCUCCUGCAUCACCUACCUCAGAGGGCUAUUUCCUGAAUAUGCCUACGGUACGCGAUACCUGGACGACCUUUGCGUAAAAAUCCUGCGGGAAGAUGACAAGUGCCCUGGAUCAUCUCAGAUUGUGAAAUGGAUGAUGGGAUGUUAUGAUGCGCUACAGAAGAAAUACCUGCGGAUGCUGGUUUUGGCCAUCUACACAAAUCAGGAGGACCCCCAGACAGUUACUGAAUGUUAUCAGUUCAAGUUCAGAUAUAUGAAAAAUGGACCAUUGAUGGAUUUUGCCAGCAACAACGGGAAGAUUGGUUCCACCGUGAGCUGCUCGGACACGAAGAAAGCCAGCAUCCUACUCAUCCGCAAACUCUACGUCCUGAUGCAGAGCUUGGGGCCCCUUCCCAGCGACGUCUGCUUAAAGAUGAAGCUGUCCUACUACGACGAAGUAACCCCACCGGACUACCAGCCCCCUGGCUUUAAGGAGGGCAACUCGGAGAGCAUGAUGUUUGAAGGCGAGCCUGUCUUCCUGAGUGUGGGGGAGGUGGCCACCCCCUUCCACGUGCUGAAGCUGAAGGUCACAACUGAGAGUGAGCGGAUGGAGCCAAUGGACAAGGACCCGCCACAGGAGAGCAGAAGAAGCCCACCUGCCCGGGGUGUGGACGUAGGCCGAAAUGAGCAAGUGGAAAUUAACGAUACUUUACCAGCGGAAAGCCCAGCUGCAUCCCAAAUACUUGUCUCCGUAAACGGUAACCCUGAUGAGCAAGAUGCAGCAACCGGAACAUCACCAGAGGCUAGAGAGGUGGCGAAGAAUGCAGGUCCAAAGAACAACACCCCCCUGUCACAGAUGGAGAACUUGGUGAACAAGACGUCGGAAAUGGAGCUAUCUGGCAGGAGGACUAGAAGUGGAAAGCUCUUUGACACAACAUCCGGAACUGUGGACAAAGUAGGCCAGAAGGAAGGUGAGGACUCGCAGAGAAAGUCCGCUGGAAAGAGAAGAACUGGCUUGGAACAAUCAAAACCCAUACAUCAGUUUGAAAUUCCUUGCAGCCAGGACGAAUUCUCGACAAGGAAAAGGAAGAAAUUCAGCGAGCCAAAGGAACGGUUUCGUUAGCUGACAAAUUAGCGUUCUCUUUUGUGUUAUCUGUCCCCCUCGGUUUCUCAGUGGUUCCUUUUCGAUUGCACUGAGCAGUUCAUCGGGUAUUUCCUUCUCCUUGAUGCUGGGGAAUUGUUUGGGGAGCGGAAGAGGCAGGAUAACUACUUUCUCAAACGUGUGUCUCACAAAAAGUUCCCUCUUAUUCCCGUCGUGCAUUCUUCUCUGAGCCUGCCACUCCCCUGUCAAGGGAGUGCUUGCAUGAUAGACUGCUUCAGAACAUUCACCCUCAAGCCUGUUCUCCCACUUUAAGUGAUGUACAUAACUGCACGGAAUCUUUCCUCAGAGAAGUAACUUUGCCCUCGAUUCUCUUUCAAGAUGCCAAAUUAGUUCAAUUCCUCCCUUGUGUCUCUCUCUCUCUCUCUCACACACACACCAUAAAACUGCCCCCUAACGAGCAGACAAUUCCAAUGGUAUAUAAAAGAAAUUCUCCUCGACUCAGCCCUAGGUGGACAAUGUCCCACUGUACGCCAGUGCCACCUAAUUCUAAAAGAGCCCCUCAGCCCCCUGCCCUGCCACAAUCUCCCUGAGACCACCUCUCACUCUUCUAAAUUCCCAAUCAAUCUCCCCAAAAGUCAGCUCUCUCACCGCAGGAAUUAUUCUUGCGAACCUUCGCUGCAUGCUCUCCAAAGUAAUUUGUUGUUAAGGGAACGAAACCGCCCCAUCUGGUCACUAACAAGGGCAUCAUUAAAAGGACAAAGGGAAUAAAAUCUCCAAACACCACAGCUGGGGGAGCAUGUGAUCCAGUUUACAUUACUGCAUUCAAAAUCAGAGCCACGGCAGACGCCGGAAAUCGGAAAUAAAAACAGAAAAUGCUGGAAGUACUUAGGUCUGACCGCGUCUGUGGGAAGAGAAACCCUUCGUCUUCAACCUGAAACAUUAGCUCCGCUUCCCUUCCCACAGAUGCCGCCUGACCCGCUGAGUAUUUCCCACAUUUGAUUUUACACUCUCAGAGGGCGGGACAUCCUCGGAAAUCGAGUCCGCUCACCCUGAAGAAGUUUUCCUCCUCUCUUGCGCCUCCACUCGCGCUGGCCUUAAGCGAUCGCGCAGAUCUAUUCCGACGGUCCCUCCGGUGUCCUGGCAGGGUUUUUUUUAUCGGACUCUGGGUGACUUGCAGGAUAUGAGGAUGAGGCAACAAAGUGCACAGGUUGAGCUUGAUAGUAAAUGCAGACUGUGGGGGUGACGUGUGAACGACUCCUGCUUCUGUUUCGUAUGUUCUUACCAACAAGAGCAGGCAGAGACUGACUCGUCCGUCUUGUUCUCAGUGGGAAGGAGAUCAACUAUUCACUAAAUGGCUGCAGCAAUUUUUGUUCAAAGUAAUUCGUGCUACAAAUGCCUGAGAGGUGGUGCUGCAUAAUGUAUGUGUCCUGUUUACACUGGCUGGAGACAAAUAUUGUUUUAUUCACAAUGAAUUACUUGGAUUAUAUCUUCACUAAAAGUCACUGUUCUUGUUUAGCAUUGACCUUUUUCUCUAGUAAAAGGGAAAAGAUUCCAAUUACUUAGCGAGACCACAGGCUAACAUCCCCACACUGAUGUUUAUGAGACGUGGCCCCAUCCCUCUCCAUACCCCUCGUGGGUGUCCCCUUCUAUUUCUCUCGCCUUCGCACGUUCAUCCAACCUCUCCUUGACUCCUUCUCUGCUGUUGGCCUCGACCGCUCUCUGCAGGAGGGAUCCAGAAGCAAAAUCCCUGCAGAUGCUGGAAAUCUGGGGUAAAGACCAAGCAAGUUGGAAACACCCAGCAGGUUCAGCAGCUUCUGUGGAGACGGAAGCAGAGUCAGUGCUCUAGGGGAGCGAUCAUUGUCCUUAAACAAUAACUCUUCCUCUCUCCUCAGAUGCUGCCUGACCUGCUGAAGGGAGUUUCACAUUCUCCACACAGUUUCACAUUCUCGAAUUUCUCCACGAAUUUCCCCUUUCCAAUAUUUAUCCAAUUCCCUUUGGAAAGUCCGUGUUCCAUCUGCUUGCACUGCCUUUUCAGUCAGCACGCACAAAAUAGUCAAUGACAAGAGUUUGCUGUGUGAAAAAAAAUUCUUAUCCUUCUUGGAGCUUAAAUCUUCUGGUUACUGAUCCACUUGUCAAUUUCUUUCUGAAAUA